AUGAAGAUGAAGAACAAGAAGACACUACAAUGGCUUCGUGUCUUGCAAGGUUUUGCUUCUUCCUACUUCUUCGUCGUCGUUUUCAUCAUCUCAGCACAGGCUCCGGCAGGUCAUGCUGGCGAUUCUGACGGCGGCACAAGGAUUGAUUGUGGGGCUAGAGGGAGUUACACAGACCCAAAAACCAACUCUUCUUACGAAGCAGAUGAUGGUAGAUUUGUUGAAUUCGGCGAAGUGCACAAUGUAUUGUCGAAUUACAGUAAAGAACAGAUUGGGAAUCAGCUGAAGACAUCAAGAAGCUUUCCAGAAGGGAAAAGGAACUGCUACUCAGUGCCCACACCAAGCCAAAACCCAUACUAUCUCGUACGGGCAUUCUUCGCAUAUGGAAACAAAGUUAAUAGAACAGGAAUGCCAUCGUUCGAUUUGCACAUUGGUGUCAAUUACUGGGAGACAAUUAACCCAACAGAAGGAGACGUUGUACGUUUCGAGGUCAUUCAUGUGUCUCCAACUGAUGACGACAUCAAUGUUUGUCUUGUAAACACAGGCCACGGAACACCCUUCAUUUCAUUGUUGGAAGUAUUGCCAUGGCGGAGUUCUAGGUAUGAUCAGACACCUUCGAGUUUAUUAAGGCUCAUGUCACGCUCCAAGCUAGGCAUGUCAGAAGAAGAUUCUACCUACAUCAGAUACCCAGAUGAUGAUAUCUAUGGAAGGUCCUGGUUCAAUAGACAAAUGGAAAACACAGUGCGAAUCAAUACGUCGAUGGCUAUUGACAGUCAUACGGAUGAAAAUACUUACAAACUGCCAAAAGAAGUGUUGAGUAGUGCUGUUCAGCCUGGCGGGUCAUCUCCUUCCCUGGAUAUCAACAUGAAUUAUCCAGAUGGUGAUUACUAUGUGUACCUUCAUUUUUAUGACUUCGAGAAUAAGUCACAGAAUCAGCAGAGGAAGAUGGUUAUUACUUUCAGCGAUGGGGUUAAUGUGUCCUUCACUCUUCAAUACUUGAAGCCCACUACUUUGGUUAGGAAUAUCAAAAGAGACUAUCAUGUUAGUAAUAUUUCCAUCAGAUCAGACUCUCAAUUACCUGCCAUGCUCAAUGCUUAUGAAAUCUACAGAGUUCUUCCCCAGCCUGCUAAUUCCACCACUGAUAAAAGAGAUGUUGCUGCUAUCCGAGACAUUAAAAGAGUGUAUGGCAUCAAAAGGGUCAGUUGGCAAGGAGAUCCAUGCAUGCCAAUGCAGUAUACAUGGGAAGGUCUCUCCUGCAACAAUAGCGGAACUCCAAGAAUCACUUCAAUAAACUUGAGCUCUAGCAAUCUGUCCGGUGAAAUAGCUCGUUCUUUCUCCAAUUUCACAGAAUUGACUGUCUUGGAUUUGUCAAACAACAGUUUGACGGGAAAAAUACCGGAGUUUUUAGCAGAGCCAGAAAAAUUAAAAUAUAUUAACUUGACAAGGAAUAAACUCACAGGUCCAAUUCCUAAAGUUCUGGUGGAAAAGAAGAUCACCCGCAAUUUGACUUUGAGUACGGAUUUGAAGGACCACCGGUUGAGUAAAGCCGAGAAAAUUGGCAUAGUGGCAGGAGCGACAGGAGGAGCUGCAGUUGUAUCAGGAGUGACACUGACAUUUGCUUUAAGGUUGCCGUUUUGUUGGGGGCGUAAGAAGACUACAAACGAGGGAAAUGAGAGGAGAGGGCAGAAUGGGAGGAGAGGGCAGAAUGAUGAUGAGAGAAGAUCAGGAAAGAAGGAAGAAGAGCCCAGAGAUGAUGAGAGCAACAAGGAGAGUGGUGGUGUUACUGUUAAGCCCACCAUCCCUGAAUCCCUAGUUAGCAAAGCCAGUGAGGCUAUACAACAAAUCCCAUGUCUUUAGAUGAAGUCUUGAGAUCGGUGCUGCUUUGGUGCUUGUACUUUGCUUGGGUUGGUGGAGAAUGUAUGUUAACUAUAUGGUGGCUAAUUAGGAGGGUGUGUUUGUUUAUUGUCCAUAGGAUGAACAAAGGAAGGAUUUGAUGCCCUGCUUUUCAUGAUCGUGUGAAUUACUUGGUUGGCUAAUGUACAAAUGUAUGUUAUCUCUUUGUUUGGAUAGAAAGAAAAUCAGGAAGCAAUGAAUACUAGGAGGAUAGACUUUCCAAAAUAGUAAAUUCUUUUUUACUAUUUUUGAGAGUUUCUU
Messenger RNA from Neltuma alba, 2151 nucleotides. RefSeq names its product probable LRR receptor-like serine/threonine-protein kinase PAM74. Lineage: Eukaryota; Viridiplantae; Streptophyta; Magnoliopsida; Fabales; Fabaceae. Gene Ontology annotation, molecular function: protein binding. The record is from RefSeq and is a predicted model, not a curated record. The transcript is spliced from 8 exons. The coding region runs from base 1 to 1854 and encodes 617 amino acids.